CAUCGAGGAACGUACCACACCUAGUCGUCACGUCACGCCGCUAGUUACACCAGCCGUUCAGUAGAAGCUCUCGUUGCUGCUGCGACUACCACAUCCCUGUCCGCCUGCACUCGUGAUACGCGAAAGCUUCCUGUCCUGUUGAUUGCCCACUGGCCCACUGACCCACUGGGCGUUGCUGCGCGCGCGCCGAUAAGUGGGUGCAACUCGGCACGACGACAAACUCCCCGGUAGUCGAUCCGCACGUUCCACCCGACGCGUGCGGAGCGAUUCUUCAAUCCCCCGCCGCUUCCGCUUGUUGCUGCCGCCUCCUCAGCUGCCCGCGCCUCUUACUUGGCGGGCCGAGCUUCGGGACUUUGAGACCCGGCUUCCGUCGGAAUCCCCGGUUUCACCCACACCCAGCACCUCUUGUGAAACCCAGAAGCAGAUUUUUUGUCAGAACCCUGAGCCCAGAACCUGGAAACUGUCACCGCGUGGGCCGGGCGGCAUGGGCAAGAGGGACGUGCGCGCGGGCAAUAGCCCGGCGGAGAGGGAGGCGAGGAGGCGGGCGGCGAGGGAGAUGGCGCAGCAGCUCCCCAUCGCUGCAGUGGAGCAGCAGCUGGUGGACGAGGUGCGCGCGGCCGACACGCUUGUGGUGGUGGGCGAGACGGGCAGCGGCAAGACCACCCAGCUCCCCCAGUUCCUGCUGUCCUCCGGCCUGCUCGCCCCCCACCAGGCCAUAGCCGUCACGCAGCCUCGCCGCGUGGCAGCGGUGACGGUGGCGGCGCGCGUGGCGGAGGAGAGGGGGGUGGGCGUGGGGGGGGAGGUGGGGUACUGCGUGCGCUUUGAGGACGUGACCUCGGCCAAGACCAGGAUCAAAUACCUCACGGAUGGCAUGCUGCUCAGGGAGGCUCUGCUAGACCCCUUGUUGAGCCGCUAUGGAGUGGUUGUAGUGGACGAGGCGCACGAGCGCACGGUGAACACAGACGUGCUGCUGGGGCUGCUGCAGCAGGUGCAGGCCAGGCGAAAGGCGGCCACCAGGGGGGAGGCCGGAGCAGGGAGCGGCGGGCACGGGCGGAACGGGCACGUGGUGGGCGGUGGGAGGGAGGUGGUGGAUGAGGAGGGGCGGAAGGGGAAGAAGAGACGGCGAGGAGGGCACAGGGAGGGCCAGGCGGAUGGAGAGCACGAAGAGGGGAAAGGAGAGGCUGGUGCGGGCGCAGGGGGAGGCGCAGAUGGAAGCAGCAGCACAGGCGAGGGCGAGCUGAAGCUGGUGGUGAUGUCGGCCACCCUGGAGUCGCGCAAGUUCCUCGACUUCUUCCCCGGCGCCCGCGCCGCGUACAUUCGUGGGCGGCAGCAUCCCGUGGACAUCUUCUACACACCCGAGCCGGAGCCCGACUUCCUGGACGCGGCUCUCGUGACGGUGCUGCAGAUCCACGUGGACCACCCCGUAGGGGGCGACGAUUCUGGGGAACGGGGCGACGAGGAGCACGUGGGGGAGGAUAGCGGAGAGGGCAGGGGAGGUGGCAGUGCGGGCGACAUUCUGGUGUUCCUCACGGGGCAGGAGGACAUCGAGUCCAUGGCUCGCUUGCUGCAGGAACGUGCCGCGAAGCUUCCUCCAGGGACCCCACCACUGGCCAUCACGCCCAUCUAUGCGGCGCUGCCCGCAGAGCAGCAGAUGAAAGUGUUCCGCCGUGCGCCUGCCGGGUGCAGAAAGGUGGUUUUAGCCACCAACAUAGCGGAGACGUCGGUGACCAUCCCGGGCAUUCGCUUCGUGGUGGACGCGGGCGUGGUGAAGGCGCGCGCCUUCAACUCCAGGACGGGCGUCGACUCGCUCGUCGUCGUGCCCGUGUCCAAGGCACAGGCCAGGCAGCGGAGUGGCCGUGCAGGGCGCGAAGCCCCCGGCAAGUGCUACCGGCUGUACACGGAGGACACCUUCCAGGCGCUGCCCGAGUCGUCCGUGCCGGAGAUGCUGCGCUGCAACCUGGCGUCCGUGGUGCUGCAGCUGGUGGCGCUGGGAGUGAAGGAUCUGCUCGCCUUUCCCUUCAUGGAUCCUCCCCCUCAGGCGUCCAUCCUGCGUGCGCUGGAGCACCUCUUCUCCCUCGGAGCGCUCUCACCCGAGGGGCGCCUCUCACCGCAGGGAGAGCACAUGGCGCGAUUCCCCCUCGACCCCGUCUAUGCCAAGGCCAUCCUGGAGGCGUACCGCCUGGGGUCGCCAGCGGUGGCGGACGACAUGGUGGCGGCGGUGGCCAUGCUGUCAGUGGAGUCUGCCUUCCACACGCCCUCGCACGCCGCUGCUGAGGCUCAUGCUGCCCGGAAAAGAUUUUUCUGCCCGGACGGUGACCAUCUCACGUUGGUGAACGUUUUGCGGGGCUGCCUGGCAGCGGGCAGUGAAAACGCUGAGGCUGCUGACUUGGCACGGGGUGGGGGCAAUGAGGGGGGAAGUGCUGGAGGUCAAGAUUUUGGGCAGCAGGUGAAGUCGCGGGAGGGGCGAGUGCGAGCGUGGUGUAAAGCACACUUCCUCAAUGGGCGAUCGCUGAAGAAGGCAACAGACGUGUACAGGCAACUGCAGGCGUACUGCCAUGGCCUCUCCCUGCCCCUCGCCUCCCGCUCGCCGCUACCACCAUCAUCAACACCACCAGCAACAGGCGCAGCAGUAGCAGCUGCCCGGCAGAGGGACGACUCUGUUGCGUUUCGCCGGGCGCUGACAGCCGCUUUCUUUUCCAAUGCUGCCAAGAAGCAGCCUGACGGCACGUACAGGGCCCUAGCGAGCGGGCAGGUGGUGGCGAUUCACCCGUCCUCGGUGCUCUUUAGUGGCUCCGCCACCACCAGCAGCACCAUCGGCGGCAGCAGAGGGGGUGGCGGCAGCAACCGCAGCGAGGGCAGCAAGGGCGGGGGCGAGCAGCAGGUGGUGGCGUCGCGGGCGCACCUGCCGGACUGCAUAGUGUUCAAUGAGAUGGUUCGCACGAACAGGCUGUAUGCCCGUGACGUGACUCGCAUUGAUGUGCUGUGGUUGCCAGAGCUGGCACCACAGUUUUAUAAGACCCAUGUUUAUUGAAAGGCGGUUGCUUUUAUUCAAUCGCAUGCAGGGCCUCAGAUUGGUUUUGAGGUACCCUGAUUGCUCAGGGUUCCCCCCCCCAUAUUUAGCCUGAUUUUUCAGGGCUCCCCAAAAAAAACCGCUGAGUAAUCAGGGUUACUUCAGAAUAUCACGUAGAUUUUACGAAAUUGGGAGAUGGGCGGAACAGAACUCGGGUGUCAAAUGUAACUUAGGUCGUUACUGUAGACUAUAUUGGAUUGUGCCUUAGAGGGUACAACACCCUAGUCUAUAUAUCCUUG
Closterium sp. NIES-67 is the source of this 3309-nucleotide messenger RNA. The record is from the annotation of a GenBank genome assembly. Lineage: Eukaryota; Viridiplantae; Streptophyta; Zygnematophyceae; Desmidiales; Closteriaceae.